This is a messenger RNA of Galeopterus variegatus (Sunda flying lemur), 2049 nucleotides long. It is a transcript of the gene MRPS30, whose product is annotated as mitochondrial ribosomal protein S30. Gene Ontology annotation, biological process: translation. Gene Ontology annotation, molecular function: structural constituent of ribosome. The record is from RefSeq and is a predicted model, not a curated record. The coding region runs from base 632 to 1933 and encodes 433 amino acids. NCBI's taxonomy places the organism in Eukaryota, Metazoa, Chordata, Mammalia, Dermoptera, Cynocephalidae. Gene Ontology annotation, cellular component: ribosome; mitochondrion; mitochondrial large ribosomal subunit. The transcript has 5 exons.
AUUUUCCUUAUUUUAUUAUUUUUUUGCCAGUUAAAUCCAAGUAAAAAUACAUUCUCCCCUUUCAAAUAAGUUAUAUCAUUAAACAAGUUAUAUACAUAUUAGCACAGAGAAAUAUAUGGGAUCAUUUUCCCAAAGAUAAGUAGUGGCCACACAAGAGUGAUGCUUGCACGAUUUUUAAAAUAAGCAUGAACGUUGAAAAACAAGCUAGUACCGUACUUUCAAAAGUAAGUUUCUAUCCCUGGAACUAAAACAGAAAAGAAGAGGUGUGAGAUACACAAAUGAAACCACGAAAUUUAGCCAAGGGCUUGAGACUUCCGUGCAGAAUGUUCCUAAACGGCUCCUGGCAACAAUAGGUCGCCCCCGUCCUAAAAGCAACCUAGGUGGCGGCAUCUCCUACUUAAAGGUUUCAUCCCUCCCAGCCCGACCGGCAGAAAACCCACGGUCUAAACCACCAUAAUCUUUGGAGAAACAAUCUGAUUGGCUAAGAAAUGAAUUACGCAACGUAUCCCAAGCCCACUGAGAACCGGCCUCCCCAGGCCUGGCUCAGAUUCCGCUUUCCGAUUGGUCCCUACGGCAAGAGUGUAAGGACAAUUGCUGAAGUUGACCCCUGGGUCCGGAAACGCGGGCGAAGAUGGCGGCGGCCAGGUGUUGGAGGCCUGUGCUCCGCUGUCGGGGGCUGUCAUUGCACACGGCUGCCGAGACCGCCGCCACGGCUCCAGAAACAAUCGGCUCAGAUGUCGCGGCGACACUAGUCGCGCGGUUCCCUCCGAUUGGGGCCUCCUUGACUGCCGACAGCAAGGCGGCGCGGCAGCGGCGGGUGGAACGCUGGCAGGCGACGGUGCAUGCGGCCGAGUCAGUGGACGAGAAGCUGCGAAUCCUCACCAAGAUGCAGUUCAUGAAGUACGUGGUUUACCCACAGACCUUCGCCUUGAACGCCGACCGCUGGUACCAGGGCUUCACCAAGACCGUGUUCCUGUCGGGUCUGCCGCCCCCUCCUGCGGAGCCCGGGCCCGGGCAGGCGCCGGACAUAGAGGCCCUGCGCGCCGCCGUGUGUGACUUCCUCCUGCAGGAGCACUUCUACCUGAAGCGCAAGCGCCGCGCGCCCCUCUACCAGGAAAACGAGGCCGUCGCAUCGCCCUUCUUGGAUCAGCUGGUGGCCGCCCUCAUAGGCCUGCUUUGUCCACAUAACCCGGCCCUGGCUGCAGCCGUCCUCGAUUGUAAACGCCCAGUUCACUUUUACUGGUUGCGUGGUGAAGAAAUUAUUUCUAAGGGUCAUCGAAAAGGUCGAGUUGAUGCUUUGCGAUACCAAAUAAAUGAUAAACCGCACAACCAGAUUCGAAUAUCCAAGCAACUCUCAGAGUUUGUGCCGUUGGAUUAUUCUGUUCCUAUAGAAAUCCCUGUUAUGAAAUGUAAACCAGACAAACUUCCAUUAUUCAAACGGCAAUAUGAAAACACCAUAUUUGUUGGCUCAAAAACAGCAGAUCCAUGCUGUUACGGUCACACCCAGUUUCAUCUGUUACCUGACAAAUUAAAAAGGGAAAGACUUUUGAAAAAAAACUGUGCUGAUCAAAUAGAAGUUGUUUUUAGAGCUAAUGCUAUUGCAAGCCUUUUUGCUUGGACUGGAGCACAAGCUAUGUAUCAAGGAUUCUGGAGUGAAGCAGAUGUUACUCGACCUUUUGUCUCCCAGGGUGUGAUAACGGAUGGAAAAUACUUUUCCUUUUUCUGCUAUCAGUUAAAUACAUUGGCACUGACUGCACAAGCUGAUCAAAAUAACCCUCGUAAGAAUAUAUGUUGGGGGACACAAAGUAUGCCUCUUUAUGAAACAAUUGAGGACAAUGACGUGAAAGGUUUUAAUGAUGAUGUUCUUCUUCAGAUAGUUCACUUUCUGCUAAAUAGACCAAAGGAGGACAAAGCACAGCUGUUGGAAAACUAAGAAAAAAUAUUUUUGAUUCUGGACUUUGGAAUAUUUGAAUUUCACUGAAGGAACAAUAAAAGGGAUUUUAAUGAUGACAGUGUCAGAUAUUAAACACAUUGAUUUUUUGAGACAAA